Aspergillus candidus is the source of this 2055-nucleotide messenger RNA. Its product is annotated as ResIII-domain-containing protein. The transcript has 2 exons. NCBI's taxonomy places the organism in Eukaryota, Fungi, Ascomycota, Eurotiomycetes, Eurotiales, Aspergillaceae. Bases 1 to 2055 code for a protein of 684 amino acids. The record is from RefSeq and is a predicted model, not a curated record. Gene Ontology annotation, molecular function: hydrolase activity; ATP binding; DNA binding.
AUGGCUCUCCGUCGUGGAAUGUCGGGCUUGAUUCCCGUCCUACGUCUCUGGAGGCCGUUGACAUUCGCAUGGCGGCCUAAACUAGGGCAACAGUGGCGCUGCAACGCGACCCUGUCCCCCGGACCAGCACCGCAACAAUCUUCACGCCCUGGUAUAGUCCUGCGAGACUACCAGGAAGAAUGCAUCCAAUCAGUCCUAGAUUACAUCAAGCAAGGCCACAAGCGCCUAGGGAUAUCGCUCGCGACAGGAGCCGGCAAAACGGUAAUCUUCACGCAGCUCAUCGGCCGAAUCCCCCCACGCAAUGAAACCAGCAACAGAACCCUCAUCCUCGCGCAUCGCCGAGAACUCGUCGACCAAGCCGCCGCACACUGUCGUGCCGCGUACCCCGACCGAACAGUUAGCAUCGAGAUGGGCAACUUGAGAAGCACAGGCACAGCAGACAUCACAAUCGCAUCGAUAAGAAGCCUGCUAAGCCAGGACCGACUCGACAAGUUCGACCCACAGCGCUUCAAACUGAUUCUCGUCGACGAAGCGCACCACAUCGUCGCGCCGACCUACCGCUCCGUCCUCGACCACUUCGGACUCCAGGAACCCACCCCGGACGCGCCCGUCCUCGUCGGCGUAUCCGCCACCUUCGCCCGCGCGGACGGCCUGCGCCUCGGCGCGGCCAUCGACCACAUCGUCUACCACAAGGACUACAUGGACAUGAUCAACGACAAGUGGCUCGCGAACGCGGUCUUCACAACGGUACAGUCAAACGCGAAGCUCUCGGGUGUCAAAAGCGACAGCCGCGGCGACUUCCAACUCGAGUCGCUCGCGCGGGCCGUCAACACCGACACGACCAACACGGUCACCGUGCGGGCCUGGCUCGCCAACGCCGCCGACCGCCACUCGACGCUCGUCUUCUGCGUGAACGUCGAGCACACCCGCUCGCUGACAGACACGUUCCGCGCGCACGGCCUCGACGCCCGCUACAUCACGGGCGACACGCCGCAGAAGCAGCGCGACGCGGAGCUGACUGCCUUCAAAGCGGGCGAGUUCCCCGUCUUACUCAACUGCGGGCUCUUCACGGAGGGAACCGACAUCCCCAACAUCGACUGCGUGCUCCUCGCAAGACCCACCCGCUCGCAGAACCUCCUCGUCCAGAUGAUCGGCCGCGGACUGCGCCUCCACCCGGGGAAGAAAGACUGCCACAUCAUCGACAUGGUCGGCACUGUCGACGCAGGCGUCGUGUCCACCCCGACCCUGUUCGGCCUGCACCCGGACGAGAUCAUCAACGCCGCGACGGCGACAGAGCUAACCAAACGGCCGACCACACAACCAACCACGCCACCACCCGAAGACGUCGCAGAAGAAGAAAAAGAAGAAGAAGAAGAAGACACCAAGGCCACAGACUCAGACAACAACGAGAUCACCCUCUCCUUCACCAAAUACGACACCAUCUACGAUCUCAUCCACGAUCUCAAAUCCGAGAAACACAUCCGCUCGCUAAGCAGAUACGCCUGGGUGCGCGUCGCCGGCAGCAACGCCAAGACCCCAGAAGAGAAAUACAUCCUCUCCGAUGACUCGGGCUGGCUCACAAUCACCCGCACCCCGUCAUCCCCCCCCCGCCAGCAAGAAAACGAACCAUACACCCUCCACCACGUCCAAAAAUACACCUCCCCAACAACCCUCACCCCAACCUACACCCGCCCGCGCCUCCUCACCACCUCCCCGACCCUCCCCUCCGCAGUCCACGCAGCGGACACGUUCGCCUCCGCGCACUUCACAGAGCGGUACAUCUCGUCCCAGCAGGGGUGGCGACGUGGCCGGGCGAGCGCUGCCCAAAUCGCGUACCUGAAUAAGGCGAAGGUGAGGGAGGGCAAGAUGCAGACGUCGGAUUUAACGCGCGGCCAGGCGGCGGAUUUGAUUACGAAGUUGAAGUUUGGGGGGAAGGGGAGGGUCAGGGGGGAGAGGGUUGCUAGGGAACGGAGGGAGAGGGUUGCUGAACGGGGAGAGAGGUUGAGAGAAAGACAGAGGGAGGGGGUUGUUAGGGUGGGGCCUGUUGGGUGGUGA